GGGACCAUGGGGGAAGCAGGCGUUAGGAUUCCUGGGUUCUAAUCCACCUGUGUGCCCCAAGCAGUCUCCCGUGCCUCAGUUUCCCCUGCCUAAAACGACCAAAUUCUUUCCCCCUACACCGGGGCUUGAGCCUGAGCUGCUGUUUGUGGCCGGGGGCACAGAGACCCGCGGGGCUGGCAAUGCCUGCCCCCAACCAGCCCACGUGUGCGGCGCGGCUAUGGGACAAAGGGGCCGCUCUCGGGGAUGGGGGACGGGGAAGGCUGGGAUCGCGCUGCUCCCCUCCCCCCUCCUCCGUUUCAUCUGAAACUGCCUGCCCAGCGGGGGGGGGAGUUUCACAGAAACCUGCGGACAAUGGGGCUGAGGCGCCUUCCCACCCAAUCAUGGCUUCAGCGGGUCUCCAGAUCUUGGGCAUGGCGCUCUCGGUGGUGGGCUGGCUGGGCUCCAUCAUCUCCUGCGCCCUGCCCACGUGGAAGGUGACGGCCUUCAUCGGCAACAACAUCGUGACGGCGCAGACCAUCUGGGAGGGGCUGUGGAUGAACUGCAUCGUGCAGAGCACCGGCCAGAUGCAGUGCAAGGUCUACGACUCCAUGUUGGCGCUGCCCCAGGACCUGCAGGCUGCCCGCGCCCUCAUGGUCAUCUCGGUGCUGCUGGCCCUGCUGGCCCUGCUGGCGAGCGUCGUGGGCGCCAAGUGCACCAACUGCGUGGAGGACGAGGGCGCCAAGGCGCGGCUCAUGAUCGUCUCCGGCGCCGUCUUCGUGAUCUCCGGCGUCCUCUGCCUCAUCCCCGUGUGCUGGUCGGCCAACACCAUCAUCCGGGACUUCUACAACCCGCUGGUGUCCGAAGCCCAGAAGCGGGAGCUGGGGGCCUCGCUCUACGUCGGCUGGGCCGCCGCGGCCCUGCUGGCUCUGGGGGGCGCCCUCCUCUGCUGCACCUGUCCCGAGAAGAACCCCAACUACAGUGCCCGCUACACGGCCGCUGCCUCCCAGCCCCGCAGUGACUACCCCAGCAAGAACUACGUCUGAGGGGCCCCUCGGUGGGGGUGGGCAGAGGGUGGGGGCCCCAUCCCCGCAGCAGACUCCUGGGUGCAAAGCUCGCUGGGUGGGUGCUGGGACCGCGUCUGCCGGGUGGAGGGAAGACGGAAGCUAAGCUGCCAGGCCCAGGGUCUCUGCCAUUCGUGGUGGCUUCACCUUAGCUUCUGGGCCCCACCACGCUGCAAUGGUCCUCGGCCCACACGGUCCACCAGCGUCCUGCUGCCUUCCAGCUCUUCUCCCCUCAGAUGUGGGUCGUCUCACACCCCAGCCCAGCUCCUCUCCGGCCCCGUUCUCCCCUCCCUAGGCCCAGAACGUCUCCUGAUGCCGCCCAGCUCGAGGCCCUGCCCCCUCGAAGGGCUGAUCGCUGGAAAUUAGAGGGUUAUCUUUGGGGGGAGGUCAAAUAGAGCACCCCAAGCCUAGCCUCUGCCUCUAGAGGAGGAUGGAAGUUGGGUUGCCUAGUUUUAACCUUUGCAUGUGUCCUACAUAGUCCUUGGAUAUUUUUCAUAGCAUCUGCUUGUUUUUAUAGAUGACGAAUAAAGUAUCUUGAGAUUUUUUUGUA
Molecule: messenger RNA, 1590 nt
Organism: Caretta caretta (loggerhead turtle)
Lineage: Eukaryota; Metazoa; Chordata; Testudines; Cheloniidae
Product: claudin-4
Cellular component (GO): membrane; bicellular tight junction
Molecular function (GO): structural molecule activity
Source: RefSeq, a predicted model, not a curated record